Dromiciops gliroides (monito del monte) is the source of this 1479-nucleotide messenger RNA. RefSeq names its product steroid 21-hydroxylase. The record is from RefSeq and is a predicted model, not a curated record. NCBI's taxonomy places the organism in Eukaryota, Metazoa, Chordata, Mammalia, Microbiotheria, Microbiotheriidae. Gene Ontology annotation, biological process: hormone biosynthetic process; progesterone metabolic process. Gene Ontology annotation, molecular function: steroid 17-alpha-monooxygenase activity; iron ion binding; heme binding. The coding region runs from base 1 to 1479 and encodes 492 amino acids. The transcript is spliced from 10 exons.
AUGCUGCUUUCUGUGGUACUUCUGCUGGUCCUGCUAGCUGCCCUAGGGUGGCUAUGGAUGCAGCUGACCCUGUACCCCCAUCAUUUCCCACCUCUAGUCCCUGGAUUUUUCCAUUUAAUUCAAGCUGAUCUUCCAAGCCAUUUGCUGAGCCUUGCACAGAAAUAUGGGCCACUCUAUCGGCUUCACCUGGGGAUGCAAGAUGUGGUGGUGCUGAACUCCAAACAAGCAAUUGAGGAGGCCUUCAUCAAGAAAUGGAUGGAUUUUUCCGGGAGACCCCAAACAUUCUCUGCCCAUUUGGCAAACAAGGAUAGCUGUGACCUGUCUCUAGGGGAUUACACGCCACUCUGGAAGGCUCAAAGGAAACUGGUCCGUUCUGCUCUUCUGUAUGCCCAGAAAAACAUGGAUUCUAUUGUGGAGCAGAUGGUACAGGACUUGUUGAAGAAGCUUCUUGCCCAGGCUGGCUCUCCUGUGAGCAUAUCUGAAGAGUUCUCCAAUUUCACUUGUAGAGUCAUCUCCUUCCUCACUUUUGGGGAAAAGAAAGAAUCUUCAAUUCAGGAAGUUAAAAACUGUGUCAAGGAAUUGAUGAUGGCCUGGGACUCUUGGCAAGUCCAGAUUGUGGACUUGCUCCCCUUUCUCAGGUUUUUCCCCAACCCAGGUCUCAGGAAGCUGAAGCAGAUAAUAAAGACACGGGACAUGAUUGUGGAGAAGCAAGUGAAAUGGCACAAGGAGACAAUGGUGGAAGGGCAGACUCGGGAUUUAACUGAUUAUAUGCUACAAAAGCUAAGGGAGCAAGGACAGGGACCGGAUCAGCUUUCGGAGGAACAUGUGCAAAUGAGCUUGGUGGAUUUAUUCAUCGGGGGCACGGACACCACAGCAGUCACCCUCAGCUGGACAGUGGCCUUCCUGCUUCACCACCCAGAGAUACAGAGGCGGCUUCAAGAAGAAUUGGAUCAAGAGCUGGGGUCAAGUAUUUCAGGAAGUCAUCCCAACUAUCGAGACAAAGUCCGGUUCCCCCUGCUCAAUGCCACUAUUUCUGAGGUGCUUCGGAUGAGGCCUGCAGCACCUUUGGCUAUUCCCCAUUGUACCAAACAGCCCAGCAACAUAUGUGGCUUUGACAUCCCCAAGAACACCAUGAUUAUCGCCAACAUUUAUGGUGCUCAACAUGAUGACACCAUUUGGGCAGAGCCUUAUGACUUUCGGCCUGAUCGUUUCUUGGAGCCAGAACUGAGCCCGCUGGGGAUCCCGUUCAGCUGUGGUGCCAGGGUGUGCCUGGGGGAGACCCUGGCUCGCUUUGAGAUCUUCCUGGUCCUGGCCCAGCUUCUCCAGGCUUUCACACUGCUGCCUGUCAUUGAGGACAGCCACUCACUGCCUUCUCUGAAGCCCAACUUUGGGUCCAUUACAAGGAUUCAAGACUUUCAGGUGCGGCUUCUGCCCCGACAAGCCAGGGCUGGAGGUAUAGCGUCUGGCUCUCCGCUAUAG